AGACACGUGUUGGCAGAUCACUUUCUCCUUUCUUUCGUUCGUGCUCUGUCUCUCUCUCGCUCACAAUCUCCGACCCGAGAAAUCGAGGAAGAAGCGGCAGAGAUCGCAACCCGCCGCCGGAAGAAAGGUUCGUCAGUGAAGGAUGAUCCCAACCAGUCGUCUAAUCCUUCAUCUCUGCCUCCUCCUUCGCCGAUCAACGCAGGAGAAUCGGUCGUGGCGGGUACGACGGGGAAGGCGAAGAAGAAAGCCGGAGGAGCGAGGGAUUUGAGGAUUCUCAGCCCUGUCUUGUGGAGUGCGAUAAGAGCACAAUCAUCAAACUGUGUUGACGAAGUUGGAGCCAUGGCUGACCUCAAAGACAAAGUGGUUCUUGUGACAGGAGCUUCCUCUGGUAUAGGAAAAGAGAUCUGUCUUGAUUUGGUCAAAGCUGGCUGUAAGAUUAUCACAGCAGCACAUCGUGUCGACCGCCUCAACUCUCUCUGCUCCAACAUCAACAGCUUCGGUUCAACUGGAACCCAAGCCACAGCUCUCGAGCUAAACGUCGCAUCGGUGCAGCCACCAUUCGAAAAGCGGUUAAGGAAGCUUGGGAAGUAUUUGGCCUAUCUUCAGUCUGAUGUUGGCCUUAUCAUUACUUUAGUACAUUGUGAAACAUUGUUUCAUUUAAAGAAGUUGGCAAGGAAUCUCAUUGGGUUUGUUACUUCCAGAUUCUACUACGGGCAUAUCACAAUCAUCUGUUUCCUCAAGUAAGGUAUCUUACCUCCUGCCUUUGUGUGGCUAACUCUGAUAGGUUAUAGUUUUCACGGAAACAUGAAUUGCUGAAGUUAUAGAGUUGAUUUGGUGAGAAAUAAAAAUGGUGUUUGAAUCAUUUGAUCACACUGUGGCGUGGAGGAGUUGAGAAGUAAAUCGUUUUUCUCCUUGGCAAAUUUUUUUUUUUUUUAAGAACCGCUAAAUAAGAGACUUGCAAUGGAGCAUGUAAAUUUUCAGGUUUUUUAAUCCAGUCUCUUAGUUCACUUUUACAAUUAAAAAAUAUUAAAAAAAAAAUAAGAGACCCAUUUAGGGUCUCUAGGAUAAUGGUGCUCUAAACGUUAUUACCGUAAAACCUCAUCAGUCGUCAUGAUUAUUUCUUCUUUUAGGAAAAAAAAAAGUAUUUGUAUAACAGUCAGCAUAUACACUUCACUGUUGUUAGUUUGGUUUCAUAAAAGAAAAUAAUUUUUUAUGUUUUACUAAAGUGAAUAGCAUCAGGCAGCGUGCACUAGUGACCAAUGGUCAGUAACAUUAAUGUUUUCCAAAACUGACUGCAAUUUUUAUAUUGUUGAUUAAAUGAUUUUCCUGGUUUCAAUGUUUCGCUAUAGAAACAUCAAACAUUCAAAACUUUAGUGCUUGCAAAUUAUAAUUUGCUCAUAAAAAAAGACACAUUAUUAUCAUUGUUUUUAUAAAAACAUAAGUUCGGCAUGCCAUAACCAUAUCCGAUAAUUUAACAAGACGUUGAUAAAAGUAUUGAAGUUUAACUUAAAAAUAAACAAACAAGACAUGAAAAUAAACAAACCAUUCAACAUAAGAAAUGGCCCUUUAGAGAACAAGACCACUGCGGAGGUCCAUGUACCCUCCUUCAAUCAUCGGCUUUUUUG
This is a messenger RNA of Brassica napus (rape), 1625 nucleotides long. RefSeq names its product peroxisomal trans-2-enoyl-CoA reductase-like. The transcript is spliced from 2 exons. The record is from RefSeq and is a predicted model, not a curated record. Bases 340 to 744 code for a protein of 134 amino acids. Lineage: Eukaryota; Viridiplantae; Streptophyta; Magnoliopsida; Brassicales; Brassicaceae.